AUUUCUUCUAACGAUGCAAAUUUCUUCUAACGAUGCAUAUUUCUUCGAGCCUGCUAUAAUUUCACUAACAUGAGAUUUCUGAAUGCACCUUCUCAGUCAUGGUAUUUUAUCAUAUAAUUGUGCUUGGAAUUGUGCUAUCUGAAGCCAAAUCCGUAUGUAAAUUCAAAGGAUCAGGAGUGGACUGCAAUUUGUCUUUAUCGCCAACAACAUCUCUGCUCAGAUGCCAGAGCAAAUGCUGGCUGAAGCCGUAUUCAAUCAGAAGAAGCAUGGUUGAUACAAAUGUAUCUAAAAUAACAUUUGCUAAUCCCUUUGGCUGGGAAAUCUUCAAAGAAGUCAUAUCUUACGAGUGCGAAGACGAAAUCAUGUUCGUAGACAGAGCGUAUAACAACAGUGAAGAGCAGUGCGAGAAAAGCAACCACGCCAAAUAUAAAUUAAUGAAUUUACUAGAUGUUUUCGAAAUAGAUAAUAUAAAGAAGUUAGAAUUAUCACAUUUCAUAAACGUUAGUAUAUUUACGAAUAUUUAUCCACAACUCUUUACUCUAAAUAUUCACCAUAACGUAUUUCCUGGAAAUAUUUCAAGCAGUACUAUUCAUUUCACAAACCCUUUGCGCAAGUUAUAUCUGACACAUAAUCAACUUCAAUUUUUACCGGAUCAUAUUUUUUCCUCUUCUUAUUCUUUGAGAAAGUUAGAUUUAUCAUCAAAUAAUCUGACUGAGAUAAACAGAAGGCAUUUUCAAAAACUUAAAAACUUGACGUCUCUGAAUAUAUCACGUAAUAAACUCGUUUGCAUAUCACCUAACACGUUUUCUGAUCUGAAUCAUCUUAGAACAUUAAAUCUUUCGCAUAACGACUUGUUGACACUAACGAAUUCGAAAGACAAAACGGACGAAGACGAUAGUAACGAAGAGGUGAAUUCGACGAGUGAGCUGCAGAUCCACGAUAGUAAUUUUUUACAACAUCUUCAGUCUCUUCGUAACUUAGAUCUCAGUAAUAAUAUCAUAACCAUACUCCCUAAUAACAUGUUCAAAAAUCAUAGUUCGCUGUAUUACAUGGAUUUAAGUCACAAUUUUUUAAGAAAGUGCUAUCGUUUUUCUGCUGAAAAUUAUUUGCAUAUUUUAAAUCUUUCGCAUAACCUAAUUCAGAUUUUUGGAAGAUUGUGCUUUAAAAACUUGAAAAAUUUAAAAAUUCUAAAUAUCAGUUCAAAUCUAAUUAAAGAAUUAAAAUUAGAUUUCGGAAAAUCUGUGGAAAUUCUCGAUGCAUCUCAUAACAAGAUCGCGACUGUAUUAAUCAGUGGUAAAAUAAACAUUCGUGUAUUGAUCUUGUUUGAUAAUGAAAUCACUUCGUUUUUUUCGCUUUCACAUCUAUCGCCCCUUCUCGAAUUGUUAUUAUUAGACUACAAUAAAAUUUACGAUACAAAUUUUUUGAAAGAAUAUCCAUAUUUUCAAGAAGUGAACCACACUGUCACGAUUUCUGUAACAUUUAAUAACAUUUCUACUUUCGAUACAUCAUUUAUGAAAGAUAAAAACAUUAAAAAUCACGAUGAACAUGCGUUGAAUGCUGCACACGGAAUUUUACUGGACAUUUCUUUCAAUCCAAUAAACUGCGAUUGUGAAAUGUAUCACAUGAAACAAUACAUAGUUGAAUCAAAUCGACACAAACUAUUGUCUUUAAUUAAUUCCGAAAACAUAAAAUGCGCGAUUCCUGAACCAUUGAAAAAUCAUUCGGUUCAAUUUUUGCACGACGAUAACUUCACUUGUACUUUUAAAAACUAUUGUCCACGAUUCUGCACAUGUGGCUCUCGUGGAAAAGAUAGAAAGAUUUUCGUCAACUGUUCUGGCCUUGAGCUUCAUGAAGCUGAUAAAAAACCUCAGUUUGAAGUUAGUAUUCUAUACUUUAAUAAAAAUAACUUAAUAAACCUCUCCUCUCUGAAUGAAUGGACGAAAUUAACUGACCUGUGGGUUGACAACAACCGUUUGGGGACAUUAGAAGGAUGGAUCAUCCCUCCAAAUCUGUUGUUCCUUUCUGUAAGAGGAAACAGACUGAAAUCUUUAUCGAAUAAUAUGAUCCAGUUCAUCCCAACUCAAAAAGAUUUUCAAUUAUUUUUUGGACUGAAUUCUAUUAAUUGUGAUUGUGAAAGUGAAACUUUUAAACAAUUUUUACUAGGACACGGAGAAGUUGUGAAAGACGUAAGAGAAAUAACUUGUAAUCAAAAAGUUGAGGAGAAAGUAGUAGAAACUCCUCUGAUAGAAAUGUCAGAACCAGAACUUUGUGCGCAACAGAUCACUGCCAAAUAUAAACAAAAAGUUUUAACCAUAUUCUUUUGUAUUUUACUCUUAAUUAUUAUUGUUACUGUAGGUUUAUAUAUCAGGCAGCGAGAGUUGAUUCACUCAUUUUUGUAUGUUCACUGCAAUAAACUAUUUUGCUUCUAUCCUGAAGUCGCCGAUUUAGAGGAGAAAUUAUACGAUGCCUUUGUUGCUUAUAGUAGUUCUGAUAAACGUCUAGUUAUGAAUCUUCUAAACGAAUUGGAACAGAACGCGCCAUUUUUUAAACUUUGCAUUCACGAGAGAGAUUGGAUUCCUGGAGAAAUUAUAACUGAAACCAUUGUGAAAUCUGUACGAAGCAGUAGAAGAACCAUUAUAGUAUUAUCCGAAUCGUUUAUUUCCAGUCCAUGGUUUAAAGUAGAACUGAAAGUGGCAAUUUCGCAAGAACAAAUGAAUCCAAUCAUCGUCAUCAUGGUUGACAAGUCUAUUUCUUUGAACGAAUUAAACAGAGAAUUACGAGAUGCCAUAUCAAAGAGAACGUAUCUUGAGUGGGGAGAAAGAUGGUUUUGGGAAAAGCUACGUUACGCAAUGCCACAUAAAGUUUGAAAUCCAGUUGAAUUGAUUUCUAUCUAAGUUACUCGAAGGGAGUUAUUAUGCUUGUCAAAUUACGUUAUUUUUAAUGCAUUAGUGCCUUGUUUUUCGAUUACCUUUAUGCUAUUUUUGUUAAUCAAUUAACGUUUGCAAAGAAACAUAUUUAUUCUGUUAAUAAAAUGUCGGGUUUUGUUUUUAUCAAAAAACGCUAAAGGCUUUUAUUCUUAAAAAUAGACUUUAAGUUGAAGCUAUAAUUCCUUUAUACUUUAAAUAAUUGUACUGAGCCAUUAAAUUUAAGAGCUUAAGCCAUUAAUUUAAAGAAUUGUAGUAAUUAUAUCAAAAGGUAUUUCUUUUAAAAUUUGCCGUUUUCUAAAUGCAGAAUUGUAACCAUUAGGACAGUAAUGGAAAACUAAUCUGAUUUUCAUUUUGUGACGUACCUAAGUUAAGUGCUAAUUUGUCCAAAGCGCAAAGUGUCCUAUAGGGACUAAUAUAGGGGAUGCCCUUAUAUCUAUGGCGUCCUCAUAAACUUCUCAUUUUUGCAUAUGCAUGGAAGAACCACGUAAGUGACAUUUUCAAUGAGGCUGUUAUCAGGGUGAAAGAAAAAGAAAGAUGGCAUCCGAACUAUAUUAUAAAUUUAUUAGAAGACGGGAUUAGAUAUUAUUUGCCUUAUUUUAUUUACCAUUACUUAAUUCUAAAUGAUAAUCGUGCAAGCAUACUCAAACCUAAUGUGGAUUCAACUUGCCCCAAAAUUUUUCUAUAGGAUUCUGGUCUAGAUUCAUUCGGUCAACCCCAUUGUCAUUCGGUCCCCCGAGGUACACCAUUGAUUAGAUGUUACUAAUCAAUGGUGUACCUCACAACAUGACAAGUAGCGUUGUCAUCCUGGAAAAUGAUCCAACUCAUAAAAUGCAUAAAGUUUCCUGCAAGUUCAAACUGCGUGAAGUAGAUCAGGACCGCAGUUAUACCAUUCAUUACGAACGAUACAUACGGGAAAACGGUGAAAGCGAGAUGAAAAUUAAUACAUUUACCUAGCGCAUCAAAACAUUUUUGUUUCAAAAUUAUUUACGAUGUAAAAGAAGGAUAAAUAAAUAUAUUUAUUUAUUUAGAGCAUUUGGAACUUUUGGUUUUCUUUCUUCUCAGCACAAACAAUAAACUUUGGACAUUUG
Molecule: messenger RNA, 4015 nt
Organism: Parasteatoda tepidariorum (common house spider)
Lineage: Eukaryota; Metazoa; Arthropoda; Arachnida; Araneae; Theridiidae
Biological process (GO): signal transduction
Cellular component (GO): plasma membrane
Molecular function (GO): protein binding; signaling receptor activity
Source: RefSeq, a predicted model, not a curated record